This is a messenger RNA of Atta colombica, 2347 nucleotides long. It is a transcript of the gene Sp1, whose product is annotated as transcription factor Sp9. Lineage: Eukaryota; Metazoa; Arthropoda; Insecta; Hymenoptera; Formicidae. Gene Ontology annotation, biological process: regulation of transcription by RNA polymerase II. The transcript has 4 exons. Gene Ontology annotation, molecular function: DNA-binding transcription factor activity, RNA polymerase II-specific; RNA polymerase II cis-regulatory region sequence-specific DNA binding. The coding region runs from base 307 to 2169 and encodes 620 amino acids. The record is from RefSeq and is a predicted model, not a curated record.
GGGCGAAGAACGGGAACCACGGUAAUCCUGGCCUUUUCCACGGAGAGCCUUUUUUUUUAUCCGAGCGACGAUCAGUCGCGAGGACGACACCGGAACGCGUUCGAUACGUGAGUCUGAGACACGUUCGCAUCGUCGUUCGAUCCCGUGAUCUCGAGUGCAGUGCGUAAACGUAAGCAGCUGGACAGAACAAAACGACUCGGAGGCGUGAGAGGGACUUUCUUACUGUCUGGUGUGACUUUAAUUCCGCGGUGCGCGAAUCACCAACGCGCGGGUCACCAAUUACGACAACUCCGGGUCGGCGUCGAGAUGCUGACCGAUAUGACACCGGCGGCGGCUGGUCAACUCUACCCCCAGCUACAAUCUAUCGCGAAGUCGCCGGUGCACGGGCACGUGGAUCAUCCAGGAUUACGAGGCACGCCUUUGGCCAUGCUGGCGGCGCAAUGCAACAAACUAAGCAGUAAAAGUCCGCCGCCGUUGGCGGACGCAGCCGUAGGCAAAGGUUUCCACCCUUGGAAAAAGAGCCCACAAAGUAGCGGCAGCUCACCACAGCACACCACCGGCGGCGGGGGAGGUGGCAGCGGAGGUGGAGGAGGCGGCGGUAGCGGUGGGUGCACAACGACGGGAGUGAGCCAGAGACCGGCGGCGACGAGCAGCGCCGGCAGCACGACCGGUGGUUACGCCAGGGCGCCGGUAACGUCUUGCGCCUCGACCGCACCGCAAUAUGGUAGCGACUUGUAUUUCCCCGGAACGGCGAGCGCUCAACCGGCCGGCGAUCCACAUCAUCAUCAGAGUAGUCUUUUGGGCAAAGUCGAAGGCGCGACUUUGGGCUCGGUGUACGGGAGGCAUCCGUACGAGUCGUGGCCGUUCAACGCGAUGCCAGGCGCGACGCACGGCGGAAUUAAAGCGAGCGAUGGUUGGUGGGAUGUGCACGGCGCCGCGACCGCCGGCGGAUGGCUAGACGUAAGCAGCACUGUUGGCGUCGGUGUCCACGCGGCGCAAAUGGCCAAUUACUCGGCCGACUACUCGACGAGCCUAGCGCUGGCCGGUAACCAUUUGCUAACCACAGCUACGACGGCUGGUCACAAUCUCUUGCAAGACACGGGCGCCGGUGUUAGCCAAGCGCCCUCGCCGCGCUCGCAGAGACGUUACACCGGACGUGCCACCUGCGAUUGUCCGAAUUGUCAAGAAGCCGAGAGACUCGGUCCCGCCGGCGUGCACCUCAGGAAGAAGAACAUCCAUAGCUGCCACAUACCGGGUUGCGGCAAGGUCUACGGGAAAACGUCGCAUCUGAAGGCCCACUUACGGUGGCACACUGCGGCACCUUCGAACCCACACCGGCGAAAAGAGAUUCGCCUGCCCGGUCUGCAACAAGCGGUUCAUGCGCAGCGACCAUCUCGCGAAACACGUCAAGACCCACAGCAGCAGCAGCAGCAGCAGCGGCAGCAAGGGCAAGGGGGGAGCGGGGAGCUCGUCGGCCGAGUCCUGCUCCGACAGCGAGGACAACGGGAGUCAGCAGAGUCCCACUUCCAGCUCGGUGCCGCAGCCGCAGCCGCCGCAGCAGCCGGCUCAGGCCCAGCAGCAGCAACAGCAGCAGCAGCUGGCGGUAGCGGCGGCGGCGGCGGCGGCAGCGGCAGCGGUGGUGGCGGGCCAGGACACCAGCAACACCACCUCUCCUCAGACCACCACCACCACUCUCGGCCAUCAGCCGACAACCCCCAUGACUCCAAUACAGAUGACCCCACCGCCUCUGACCCCACACCAUCCCCACCACCCGCAUCUCCCGCCUCUAAUGCACCAUCCUCAUCAUCACGCAACCUCCGUCCCGGCGGCCCACCAUCCGCACGCGGGGAUGAGCAUGCACUGAGCCCGGUGGGGCCCGGAGCCGGUGCCUGCAGUACCUCUGCCGCAACGGCCCUGGGCUCCCCCCUAUCCUACCCCCUCAACCUGAACCUCAUGCAAAAUCACUCGACCAUCAAUCCAUCGACUCCCCAUCACCACCAUCAGCAACAUCAGAAUCAUCACCAUCACCAUCACCAUCAUCAUCACCCAUCGCACCAACAGCAGCACUCGCGACAAAAUAACUCCUACUCUGUGCAACAGAAUCCUGGCACGCCGGGGACCGCGCAGACUCCCUCACCCUCGUCCCCCGCGCCUGUACAUAGUCUCUAAGCGGUUACGAGCGCACUCGCGUCCAACAACCGGUCACAAUCCACCGCAUGUCCGUCCGCCGCGCUCAUACACGCAGGCACGAAUGAUACAUACACGUAGACACGAGAGCAUACACGGAGAUACACACGAAUCUGGCUCCCCGUCCUGGUUCUCAAUACGGAGAUGGUCCUCGUAACGC